Molecule: messenger RNA, 707 nt
Organism: Galleria mellonella (greater wax moth)
Lineage: Eukaryota; Metazoa; Arthropoda; Insecta; Lepidoptera; Pyralidae
Exons: 3
Coding region: 122-688 (188 amino acids)
Source: RefSeq, a predicted model, not a curated record
CCAAAGUCUGUUAACGAUUUAAUAUUUUUACCUGACAAUGUUAUUUGUUUGAUUGACCUCGUGCUGUGCUUUACAUGAUUUUGAUUUGUUAAAACAAUUAAUAGCAGUUAGUGAGAAAACGAUGAAUUCUGAAGUGGAGCAAUGCAUGAGGCAUGCUGAUGAGAGCGUCGUAUUUGUAAAACAAAAGUUUGAUUUCCAGUCAGAAAUUAAUGUAAAUUAUUCACAAAAACAUUUAAAUGAGCCUUCUUAUAUUAAACAAGAGAUAGAUUCACACUCUGAGGAGUAUUCAGAACACAAAAAAGAAAAUAAUACUUUGCAAAAGGAAAUUAUCAAAAAAGAAGUUCAUUGGAAUGAUGUAGAAAAAAUAGUUGUAAAAACCGAAUAUGUUGAUGUCAAAGAGGAACCAGUCGAAAAUAGUAAUAUGUUAUAUACAGAGGAAAGGAAUUACCUUGGACUUUUAUAUAAAGAUCAUGAAAUAAAGACAGAUUUGGUCAUAGGGCCUACACUUGUACAAACAGAAACAGUAUCUGGCAACACUGAGUCGUUACAUUCUAGAAUUGAUUGUAAAGAUGUACAUAAUGAGGAAUCAGAAUAUCUUGAAAUAAACAAUGAAGUUGUAAUACUUUCAAAUGCAGUACGCACGUGUCGAAAAUCAUCUUCACGAAAAGCAUGUAAAAAAAAAUCAUAAAAGAGAAUCAUGCAUAAAC